Messenger RNA from Epinephelus moara (kelp grouper), 1885 nucleotides. RefSeq names its product caveolin 4a (gene cav4a). Gene Ontology annotation, biological process: caveola assembly. NCBI's taxonomy places the organism in Eukaryota, Metazoa, Chordata, Actinopteri, Perciformes, Serranidae. The coding region runs from base 135 to 692 and encodes 185 amino acids. The record is from RefSeq and is a predicted model, not a curated record. Gene Ontology annotation, cellular component: caveola. Gene Ontology annotation, molecular function: molecular adaptor activity. The transcript has 3 exons.
UGUUCCCAAUAUAACCUCAGAGCACAGCCAGCUGAGGGGUCCGGUCUGCGGCCGCGGUCUGAACUGUAAAGGAAGUGACAGGCACUAACUCUGCUCUCUGGAUUGCCUUUUCUUCACGUGUUUGGAGGAGCACCAUGAUGAAAGGGGAAGAUUCAGAGGAAGUAGAGAUUGACUUGGAGGACUCCAGUGGUUCUGAUGAAUAUGACAAUGAGGGGGAACCUGAGACUCUGUGGAGGGCCCCUCCUGCUCUGGAAGAAGAGGAGAACAUUCAUACGUCUACACUGGUGGAAAUCAGUGACACCAAGCCUCUGAUUAAUGUCAGAGACCCCCGAGGCAUCAAUGACUGUCUCAAGGUGUCAUUUGAGGAUGUGAUUGCUGAGCCAGUGUCAGUGCGCAGUGGGGACAGAGUGUGGAUCUGGAGUAAUGCCCUGUUUGAGGUGUCUCGGGUUUGGGUGUACAGGAUAUUCACAGUGCUUCUGGCCAUUCCCGUUUCAAUUAUCGCCGGACUCCUCUUCGCCAUCCUCAGCUGCCUGCACAUCUGGAUGGUUGGUCCUUGCAGCCAGUGUAUCCAGAUCGGCACACGCUGGCUGCAGAGAAUGUGGAACAUUGUGCUGGACAUCAUUGUGCGGCCCACCCUCACGAGUGCUGGGAGAUGCUGCGGAGGCUUCAGCAUUCACCUUGCCAAAGAAUGACACAUCCAGACUGGGGUUGUUCGUUACACGCACUGGUGUUCUAGUCGACUGAGCUGAAGUGGGCGUUGACAUUUGAUUCUUUAAUAUAAAAAAUAAAAUGAUUAUAAUGACAUGUUUUCCACAGUUUAGAUGCUUCUGAUCAAAGUCCAGCAGCAUCUGCUGGUCCUUUUUAAUGAUCACACAAGGCUCAUGACAUGUUCAAACAAUAAUUUGGACCUGAUACAGUGACAAAUAGGUGAUUUAAUUUUUAAUUUCAUCCGCAGAGGGUGAACUUUCUUUUUAGUGAGUCAAAAAGAGGAUAACAAUUCUUAAUAUCUGAAAUAAGAUGAAGAAAACAUAGUCUCUUUAAAACCUUUCAAAACAGUGAUUGAUCUGAGGAAAAUGAGAAAGAUGAAAGUCCCUCUUUUUGUUAAAGCAGUGCUUUUUUCUCACACUGGGGUUACAGCUCUGUAUGAUUUUUACAAUUUGAUUAACUUCAGCAUUGACUGUAAUGCAAAUGGAUUGUUGUAUCAUCUUUAUGUCAUAAUACUGGGGUUUGGGUUUAUAUUUUGGUAAAAAAAAAAGUUUAAGCUCCAGGAACAAAAAUUUAUGAGAACCUAAUUUUAAUUACAGAAGUUUAGGAAUGUCAAAACUAUAAAUAUUUAGCUCAGGAGAAAAGAAGAAAUACUUCAGAUUAUUGUAUUCUUAGGGGAAGAAAUGGCAACAAUAGAUAUGGAUAACUAAUUAUUCUCCACUUUAUACUCAUCAUUGUGAUUUAAACAGAUAUCUAAACAGAUAUUUAAACCACUGUCUGUUACAACACUAUUGCAUGGAUGAUACUAAGGUCAGCAGGACAGGGGAUAUACAUAUGCCUUAGAAGAAUAUAUGAUGGACUCCUUUCCAUGCGAAUGAGGGGUGUGCACAUGUUGUGCAUGUAGUGUGCAUGUUUCUGUACAUGUAUUGGCAUAAUACUAGGUUUUUGUUCAUAUUCUGUUAUCCUAUGGACUUGGCAGUUCCUCUGCGUUCAUCCCUGUGCUCAUCCUCGUGUUCUUGGUGUCGUCCCCUGCUCUGUUUCCUACCUGAUGUCUUGUGUUUUGUUCAGAUUUUUUACCUGAGUUCAUCGUAUUGUCCCAGUUGGUUUUUGGUUAGUUGUGGUUCUUCUGUCAUUUGGACUUUCUGUUACCUACAUCAGCUUUAUUAAAGCUCGCUCUUUG